AUGAAAGCAGCCCUUGCAAGCAUAUGUCUCCUCGGACUCUUGUUGGCCGGCCCGUCGUGUGCCGUCCCGCUGGCACCUGCCCGCCGCAGCGCCAAUGCAAGUACUUCCAGCAGCACCAGUUCCAGUUGGAGCAGCUCCUUGUACAGCAACCAAAACAUCUCCAACUGCCAGCCGCUUGCACCCCGUGCCGCUCCCACGAGUGUGCACGAUCUCAGGGCCGACGACAUCCGAGUCGUUGCGGCCCUUGGUGACAGUAUCACUGCUGCUUUCGGCGCCGACGGUCGUACUCCAGGCCAGCCUUUGUUCAUCGAAAACCUGAACGAAAACAGAGGAGUGUCCUUCUUCAUGGGCGGAGAUCCAGGAGCCAUCACCGUCGCCAACUUUGUGCACAACUACAAGCCGUCGCUCACCGGAAGCAGCUACGGCACUCACGUCACCGAGCUCUGCUACGGGCUGCUCUGUCCCCCUCUCCAGUACCACCCUGUGCAGGAUCGGCUCAAUGCGGCCCAGACAGGGGCCAUGGCGCUUAACCUGCAGCACGAGCUAAACUACCUCAUCAACGAAAUGCAGCAAAACAGCCAAGUCGACAUGAAAAAUGAUUUCAAGCUCCUGAACAUCUUUAUCGGCAAUAACGAUGCCUGCUCGGGGUGUGAUCCCAUCUCGGGAUCUCUUUGGCUGUCGCCAGAUGUGUUUGAAAGCGCCAUCCGCGACAUCUUGAGCCAAAUCCAAGCCAACAUUCCUCGUACCGUUGUCAACAUCGUCCAGCAGUUCAACAUUUCGCAGGUCUGGGACUUGACUCACAACGACUCGUACUGCAGCACCAUCCGAAGCGAGGGGCUCACGUUUGAAUGUACUUGUGCCUUCCUGCCUGGGGAACUUGGUACCUUGACACGACAGAGGAUGGAUGACCUCAUCCAGGAGUACAACGGGAGGCUGUAUGCCAUCUGGAAGGACUACCAAGCCCAGACCCCUGAUCCAAGCUUUGCAGUGGUGCUCGAUCCCUCGUUUACCCAGAUCACCAUCGGUGCCUGGCCAAUUCAGAUGUUGAGCGAUGUCGAUUGCUUCCAUCCCUCGGUCCGCGCACACGAACUCAUGGCCGUCAGCAUGUGGAACAAUCUCUUCCGUCCCUUUAGCAACAAGACCACCCAGGCCAAUCCGUACAACCCCGGCGCCAUCUUUUGCCCCAGCGACGACUCGCGCAUCAUGACCAACUGAGUUGGCAUGGCCGCAGAUCUCCGGAGGGGACAAGCCACCGAUAAUGAAGUAGUCGGCUUGGACUGCAUCUAUUCCACACCAAUGUCCCGGAAGUCACCACCAGAUUCCACGAUUCAACAUGCUCGAGGCGAGACGGGGCGGUGUGUC
Messenger RNA from Polychytrium aggregatum, 1362 nucleotides. Its product is annotated as GDSL-like Lipase/Acylhydrolase-domain-containing protein. The transcript is spliced from 8 exons. Bases 1 to 1215 code for a protein of 404 amino acids. Gene Ontology annotation, molecular function: glycerophospholipase activity. Lineage: Eukaryota; Fungi; Chytridiomycota; Chytridiomycetes; Polychytriales. The record is from RefSeq and is a predicted model, not a curated record. Gene Ontology annotation, biological process: phospholipid metabolic process.